AUCUCCCAUCCCACUUCACUUGGAGAUUCUCUCUUCCUUCCCCACCUCCCAAAUCCCCUUGUCUAGUAAGAAAAACGAACAGGCAAGCAUGUGAAAACCAGACUUCAAGGCUCGGGCUCUAUCGGAAUUCCCUAGCCACUGAUUUUCCCGCUGCGAUAAAGAUGAAGAUGUCCCUGGUGGCUCUGUAUACACUGGUCCUUGCCAUCGCUGGUAUGGUACUGGAUGUGACAACCUUUUGGAAAGAAAGACUUCUGUCAUGGUGGAGAUCCAAAUCCCCUCGAAACCGCCUGCGUCAUUGUCUGGCUACCGCAACAGCCUACGAGGAAUGGGAAGAGGCAGCGUUUGCGCUGGAUGAGCUUCUGAGUCUAGAUUUAUGGCGCCAAAAUCCCACCAGUAAAUAUUACGAUUACCGUCUCAUCAUGGGCAGGCUGACGGCUCUGAUGACCGCUCGCGAGGAUGAAGAUAUCCUCACGUUAGUCAAUCUCCUGCGGUCGGGACUCGUCCGAAAUCUGGGCAAUAUCACCUCCCCGAAGCUCUUUCUGCACGCCUAUGCGGGCACCAAGCUGCUCAUCGAUGAUUACAUCACGCAGGUUGGACUCUCGAUCCAGCAUGUGACAGCGCUCCAGACAGUCCCCGUGCACGACAGCGGGUUCACCUCCCAGGCCAAGGUGGAGCUGCUGCACGACACGCGCCAGGCAUUUGGUCGAACGACGCUGCUUUUGCAAGGAGGCUCGAUUUUCGGGCUGUGCCAUUUAGGCGUGGUCAAGGCAUUGCAUUUGCAGGGCCUUUUACCUAGGAUUAUCACGGGCACGGCUACGGGGGCUCUCAUUGCAGCUCUAGUUGGAGUCCAUAGCGAAGAUGAACUUUUAGCGUUUCUCCACGGCGAUAAUAUUGACUUGUCUGCGUUUGAUCGGCAGCAGAGCACCAGCACCAGCACUCUGCCGUCUGGCUGGGGCAGCUCGUGGCUUUCGUCGACUCUCGCCGGCAGGGGGGUGACGACAUUAAUGCGACGGGUCAAACGGUACUUCACGAAGGGCUAUUUCCUUGAUGCAGGAGUCCUGGAAGAGUGUGUCCGCACUAAUCUGGGCGACCUCACCUUUGAAGAGGCGUAUGCACGAUCGAAACGUAUCUUGAACAUUACAGUCGCGACAUCUGGUCGUAGCGGAACACCUAACCUACUCAACUACCUCACCGCACCGAACGUGUUAAUCUGGUCCGCUGCUGUGGCAUCCAACGCCUCCAACAACUCUCUCUACGCCCCCGUCACAAUAUACUGCAAAGAUGAAACCGGCUCAAUCAUGCCAUGGCCACACUCGCAAGACGUGGUUUUCCAACCGUGGCGGCACAUUCACUACGACGAAGGCGACUCGCCGCUCUCGCGAAUCGCCGAACUCUUCAACGUCAACCACUUCAUCAUUUCCCAAGCACGGCCGUACCUGGUGCCCUUGCUCCGAUCGGAGCUCAACUACCUCGACCGCCGCCCAACCACCGGCCACUGGAACCUGACCCGCGGUCUCACGCGGCUGGUCGCGUUAGAAAUCGGGCACCGGCUCCGGCAGCUCAACUACAUGGGUCUUCUCCCUUCGCCGCUGGCCAGACUGCUCAUCGAGGAAACCGUGCCCGGGUCCAACCUGACUCUUGUCCCGGACCUGACGGUGCGGGAUUUCCCGAAACUGUUCCAGAACCCAGACCAGGCGGGGCUCGCGCACUGGAUCUCAAAGGGGGAGCGCGGAGUGUGGCCGGCGAUCAGCGCGCUCAAGGUGCGGUGUGCUGUGGAAAUCGAGCUGGACAAGGGGUACCAGGUUGUUCGGCGCCGCAAGCCAGCUGAGCUGGAAGCGUUGCCGCUGGUUGGCCGGCCGCAGCCGAACGAGGGAGUUCCGAGGAAACGCAGGGGGUAGUAUAGUAUCGAUUAACUAUGGGAGGGAGGGAUGUGUGUAUAAUGAACAAUAAAUAACUAGUCCGAGCAUCAGUUUUG
Messenger RNA from Aspergillus ochraceoroseus IBT 24754, 1975 nucleotides. RefSeq names its product triacylglycerol lipase family protein. The record is from RefSeq and is a predicted model, not a curated record. Bases 162 to 1898 code for a protein of 578 amino acids. The transcript has 4 exons. NCBI's taxonomy places the organism in Eukaryota, Fungi, Ascomycota, Eurotiomycetes, Eurotiales, Aspergillaceae. Gene Ontology annotation, molecular function: triacylglycerol lipase activity. Gene Ontology annotation, biological process: lipid metabolic process.